AGUUUCGAAUUCAAGGGGCCGCACACGAUGGGGGCCACAUCCAGCAGACCGAGAACGUUGGUGGUGAACAACGACUCGCCCGCCGGUCUGAUCGAGAUAUCCGACGAUGUGGUACAGCGGCUCAAGAGUGGCCACCCGUCCAAGACGCAAGGUCGAAGUGCUGACGACGCCCAGCAGCAGCCGAUUGGUGACGGCAGCAGUGCACCGACUGCUCGUGGUCCGAGCUCCUACCCAAAUCCACCGGUGCCACCCUCGGUGGUGUAUCAGGGCGAACUUCCGCUCACCUCGAUGCAGGUACUGCAGGAAAAGGAGCGCGAGCUGCGGGAAAACGACGUUUACUGGACCCAACGGCUGAAGGCACUCGAAGCGAACCUAGCCAGGACGAACCAAGUGCUGGAGAAGGAGUACAGUGAUGCGGUUGCGGAUGUAAAGAAACGGUUUGCGACGACCGCCGUUCAGCAGCAGCUGCCACCGUGCCAGGAUCUGAAGGCGAAGGUGAUUGCGUGCUACCGACAAAAUCCGCACGAAACGCUGCGCUGUGCCGAGGAGGUGAAGCAGUUUACGGACUGCGUCAAUCAGCACCGAAUUCAACUGCUACACCAGCGUGCAGCGGCCGACCCUGGAAAGAAGUAAAAAUCCC
Messenger RNA from Anopheles maculipalpis, 640 nucleotides. RefSeq names its product MICOS complex subunit MIC25 (gene Chchd3). The transcript has 3 exons. Gene Ontology annotation, cellular component: MICOS complex. Lineage: Eukaryota; Metazoa; Arthropoda; Insecta; Diptera; Culicidae. The record is from RefSeq and is a predicted model, not a curated record. Bases 28 to 633 code for a protein of 201 amino acids. Gene Ontology annotation, biological process: inner mitochondrial membrane organization.